Paracoccidioides lutzii Pb01 is the source of this 195-nucleotide messenger RNA. RefSeq lists its product as hypothetical. The record is from RefSeq and is a predicted model, not a curated record. The transcript has a single exon. Bases 1 to 195 code for a protein of 64 amino acids.
AUGAUGAUCAAAUAUGGACUCGAUCUGGUAGAUGCAGACGGAGUGGAAUGCUAUGUUGAUUCAAGUCCAGAUACGUUGGCCAUGUACGAGAAAUUCGGUUGGGUCAAGGUCCAUGAGAAAGAAUUCAUGCAGCUGGGCGAUUUCCGCUACGUAGAGAGUUAUUGUGUCAGACUAGCGGAGAGAAAGAAAAAUUAA